Messenger RNA from Chelonia mydas (Green sea turtle), 2219 nucleotides. RefSeq names its product purinergic receptor P2X 4 (gene P2RX4). The transcript is spliced from 12 exons. Bases 172 to 1350 code for a protein of 392 amino acids. The record is from RefSeq and is a predicted model, not a curated record. Gene Ontology annotation, biological process: response to ATP; monoatomic cation transmembrane transport. Gene Ontology annotation, cellular component: plasma membrane; nuclear inner membrane. NCBI's taxonomy places the organism in Eukaryota, Metazoa, Chordata, Testudines, Cheloniidae. Gene Ontology annotation, molecular function: extracellularly ATP-gated monoatomic cation channel activity; ATP binding; purinergic nucleotide receptor activity.
GUGGCGGAGCCGCUCCAAUAGCGGGUGCCCGCUCCCUGUCAAUCCGGGGCCGGAGGGCCGGGCUGGGGGCGGCAGAGCGGGGCAGUUCCCGAGCCAGGGCUCCGCUGGCCGCGGCGUGUGCAGCCGCUGCCCCGUGCGCCCGGCCCGAGCCCGCGGCCCCCCGCCGGACUCAUGGCCUCCGGGGCGUGCUGCGGGGUGCUCCGCGGCUUCCUCUUCGAGUACAACACCCCCCGCAUCGUGCUGAUCAAGAGCCGCAAAGUGGGGCUGGUGAACCGGGCGGUGCAGCUGGCCAUCCUGGCCUACGUGAUCGGCUGGGUCUUUGUGUGGGAAAAGGGCUACCAGGAAACAGACUCUGUGGUCAGUUCUGUUACCGCCAAAGUGAAGGGAAUAACCAUGACGAACACGUCGGAGUUGGGACUCCGGGUCUGGGAUGUGGCUGAUUAUGUUAUUCCACCUCAGGGGGAGAAUAUGUUGUUCAUCAUGACAAACCUGAUAAUCACACUGAAUCAGACACAAGGCUAUUGUCCUGAGCUUCCAGAUAAGACAACUGUGUGUAAUUCCAGUAAGGACUGUUCUGCAGGAUACGUAGGCACCCACAGCAAUGGAGUCCAGACUGGGAAGUGUAGGGAAUACUCCACCUCUGUCAAAACCUGUGAGAUCUAUGCGUGGUGUCCCGUGGAGAAUGACACACGUUUACCUAAGCCGGCUUUCCUAAAGGAUGCUGAGAACUUCACCAUUUUGGUGAAGAACAAUAUCUGGUAUCCCAAGUUCAACUUCACCAGGCGAAACAUUCUGCCCUCUGUCAGUACCACUUACCUCAAGACCUGCAUUUACGACCCUAAAACGGAUCCCUUCUGCCCAAUCUUCCGAGUCCGUCAAAUAGUUGAAGCUGCAGGGCAGAAUUUUCAAGAGAUGGCUGUUGAGGGUGGAGUAAUGGGAGUGCAGAUCAACUGGAACUGUGACCUUGACAAACCUGCUUAUUACUGUGUGCCAGAAUACACCUUCCGUCGCCUUGACAGCAAGGAUGGCAACCACAAGGUCUCACCUGGAUAUAAUUUCAGGUUUGCAAAAUACUACAAGGACGCAAGUGGCACUGACUCGCGGACACUAAUUAAAGCUUACGGCAUCCGUUUUGAUAUCAUGGUGUUCGGAAAGGCAGGAAAAUUUGAUAUAAUUCCUACAAUGAUUAACAUUGGCUCUGGACUAGCACUGUUUGGAGUGGCAACAGUCCUGUGUGACAUCGUGGUUCUGUACUUCAUGAAGAAGAGAUAUUACUACAGAGAGAAGAAAUACAAAUACGUAGAAGAUUAUGAACUGGGAGCCAGUGAGACCUAUGGAACACAAUCGUGACAGUGGUGGUGCUGCAGCGAAUGUUUUUCUGCUUCAUGGAAAGCCAGUAACACAAGGCUGCAGGCUUCCCUUCCUGGAACGGGGUUAAUCGAGCUGCCCUCUCCACGUGGAAAGAGAAACUUCCCUCAUUACUUUACGGCUGACAAACAUUGGCCACAUAAAACAGUGCAUUCUUGUUCCGUGUCGCUGACAAACGAGGGAAAAUUCUGAAGUUGUUACUAGUUGGUCGAAUUCUGGCUACGGUAAACAAACGUACAGAUCAGGACUUGUAUGCCAAACUUUCAUGGAAAGUGUCUCAGCAGCUGAGUAAGUUUCCCCUUACUUCUCGAGACUAACUUCUUAUAUCCCCAUAUCCUCUAGAAAGCCCCCUGGAGGGGCCAGUCACCCAGAGCUACCUCUUUGCUAGGGGCAUAGGCAGUUGGCCCAGGAUGAGAGGGUUGAGAUGAGUGACAUUAAGUGGGGGAAGGGUAGCUGCCCUCCCUUGAGGUUACUUGUUGGGGGGAGAGCCAGGCCCCUCUUUGCUGUGGUGAACUUGGUCGCUAAUCUUCCCCUCAGGCCUGAAGAGCAUCUAGCUAUAGCGUGAUGGCAAUAAAAUGCAUUUCCUUCCUGUGAGGGCAAGUCAACAGGUUACCCCUCGUCUAUCUGAGCUUCAGGAGCCUAGAGUAGGAGAAUGAAGCUCUCUCUGGGUCUCCUGCAUUCGAGUAAGUGGCUGAUGCAUUUAUAAAGAGGCUUCUUCUUUUCUGGUCCUCUUAAAAUUCAGUGUUUGUAAGGAAGGAAAAGGAUGACAAUGCUGACAGCACUUGGGAAUAUUGGCAUCUCCACUCAUUGUAAACACACAAAUUAUAUCGAAUAAACUUUCUUCUAAGUGA